CUCGGCUUCAGCUCUCUAGCGCAGCGGUUUCGGUGGGCCUCAUAGUCCCUACAUAGGUUAACCUAGGUAGUCGAGGUACCGUAGUGAGAUGAGUGCUGUACACUAAGUACAGCAAGUAGGGGGGAGUCGCCAAGUGACGAGCAUCAUCAACCAACAACUGGAGAUUAAGCACUGGCCUCGUCAUUCCUGACGAUCGCGUCCUUUACUUGUGGUCUAAUUGCUAUCAUCUCUCAUUUGCGCCAUCUUCGUCAUUUCACCUUUCCCUCGUCCUGUCCUGUCUUGUCUUGUCUUGUCUUGGAAGGUUCUCUCCUCGGUCCCAUCGCGAAUGAACUACGCGUGAAACCUCCCCUGUUUUCCUAUCGAGGAUUUAUCCUGUGCAUCGUGGCACCCGUGUUUGCUUUCUUGACCUGCCUGGGAUUGAUAGCCAUCUGCAAGGACACCCAACAAUUGCUACGUGCAGUAGAAACCUCUUGUCUCACCUCAAUCCCCAACUCGGUGAUUGGUUCCCGCGCUGACGGCGCCUUGCUUAACAACUAUGACGACACCCGCCCAGAUUACAGGCAAAAUCCAGGAGAUAGCGACACCACCUCCGCCAGGCUCGCCUUAUGCCGUCCCCGUCCCAGGCACGGAGCGAGAAGGCCGCACGCCUAUCUACCGUCACUGGAAGUUUCAAGACAAGCCUCUUCUAGAGACCUUCGACCCGGAGACCCGCACAUUCUACGAUGUUUUCGAGUACACCCUUAAGCACUAUCCGAACAACAGGUGUCUAGGCACGCGACCCUGGAAUCCUGCCACUAAAUCUUGGGAACCCAAGUAUGUCUGGAGCACCUACGCCGAGGUAGCCGCCCGCGCAAAGAACUUCGGAUCUGGCGUCUUUGAACUUCACCGUCGCAUUGGCAUCCCCCCAGGUAACCAUGGCGUCGGUCUUUGGAGCCCGAACCGUGCAGAAUGGCAAAUCGCCGAUCUCGGUUUCAUCACCCAAUCCAUGUUCUCAGUUUCCCUCUACGAGACCCUUGGCCCCGAUACAUCCGAGUUCAUCAUUAAGCAUGCCGAACUAUCCUGUGUCGUCGCCUCGCUGCCACACGUCCCCCUUCUCCUGGCUCUUGCGCCACGAAUACCCCAGCUGAAGCUGAUUAUCUGCAUGGACCCCCUAGAUGCCGGUGAACCGGCGGGCCAAUCCAAGAAAUCCAUCUUGAAUGCCAUCGCUGAACAGAAUGGAGUCCAGGUCUGGUCCAUGGACGAAGUCGAGGCAUUGGGCGCCAAGGCUGCCCAUCCCCCUCGCCCUCCUCGCCCUGAAGAUGUCAUCACCAUCAACUAUACUUCAGGAACAACCGGUGAUCCGAAGGGCGUUGUCCUCACACAUGCCAACUGUGUCGCGGGUAUUUCAAACGGACGGAGCGCUGGCAAUUAUUCAUCACGUGAUACAAACAUUUCCUAUUUACCAGUAGCCCAUAUAUAUGGACGGCUCAUUGAUCAGACUGCCCUGGCUGAGGGCGCGUCGAUUGGUUACUUCCACGGCGACAUGUUGGAGCUUGUUGAUGACCUGAAGAUUCUGAAGCCUACAGGAUUCCCUUCCGUUCCGCGCCUGUUCAACCGCUUUAAUAUGGGUAUCCGGGCCCAAACGGUUGAGGCCGAUGGUGUCAGAGGUGCUCUCUCUCGCCGGGUUAUCGACACGAAGUUGGCCAAUAUGAAGCUUCCCCCUGGCCAGGCUUCCAACAGGCACUUCCUGUACGACCGUAUUUGGACCCCCAAGGUUCGGGCUGCUGUUGGUAUGGACAGAUGUCGCUCCAUGAUAAGUGGGAGUGCACAAUUGGACCCUGAAGUACAGAAGUUCUUGCGGGCUGCCUUCGGCAAUAACUUUGCGUCGGGUUACGGUUUGACGGAGUCAUACGCCUCUACAGCUUGUCAAGCGAAUGAUGAUUUUACAACAGGCAACAAUGGCCCCCCAUUGCCAAGUACCGAGGUUUGUCUGGAAUCCCAACCGGAGCUUGAUUACCUGGUCACGGACAAGCCACGGCCGCGUGGUGAACUUCUUCUAAGAGGAACAUCCAUCUUCCGUGAAUACUACAAGAAUCCGGAGGAGACGACGAAGGCUCUGGACGCCGACGGAUGGUUCCACACGGGUGAUAUUGCCGAAUUCGACGAAUUGGGACGUAUCCGAAUCAUCGACCGUAAGAAGAACGUCUUAAAGUUGUCCCAGGGAGAGUACAUUUCGCCUGAGCGUAUUGAGAACGUGUAUAUGGGCAGUUCCAACUUGAUCGCCAUGGCUUAUGUGCACGGUGAAGGCACGCAGUCUUCACUGGUUGCUAUCUUUGGAGUUGAUCCAGUCAACUUCGCGCCGUUUGCAAGCAAGAUUACCAAGCAAACCAUUGCCCCUGAAGAUAUCGCUGCUGUCAAGACCGCCGCGAAGGAUCCACGGGUAGUCAAGGCCGUUUUGAAGCACCUUGAUGAUAUCGGAAAGAAGCACAAGUUCAACGGCUAUGAACGCGUGCGGAAUUGCGUCUUGGAUGUAGAGCCAUUUAGCAUCGAGAAUGAGUUGUUGACACCAACCUUGAAGCUCAAGAGGCCUCAGACCGCCCGGAAGUUCAGAGCCGAGAUCGACAGAAUGUAUACCGAGAUCAACGAGGAGGCAUCUAAGAUUAAGCCCAAGCUAUAGAAGGCAAGCUGAGAAAUAGAUGGUUUUCAUCUCCCCCGUUGUUGUCGUGGUGUUUGUUUUUGGUAAUUGUAGUGAUAGAAGCACAAUCGGGAAUAUAAUCUUGCAUGUUGAUUUGAAA
Messenger RNA from Xylaria bambusicola, 2774 nucleotides. Its product is annotated as AMP-binding enzyme. The coding region runs from base 536 to 2656 and encodes 706 amino acids. Gene Ontology annotation, molecular function: long-chain fatty acid-CoA ligase activity. NCBI's taxonomy places the organism in Eukaryota, Fungi, Ascomycota, Sordariomycetes, Xylariales, Xylariaceae. Gene Ontology annotation, biological process: long-chain fatty acid metabolic process. The record is from RefSeq and is a predicted model, not a curated record. The transcript is spliced from 3 exons. Gene Ontology annotation, cellular component: endoplasmic reticulum; membrane.